AGAGAGAGAGAGAGAGAGAGAGAGAGAGAGAGAGAGAGAGAGAGGAGCAAAUUAGGAAGCAACGAAGAGCUAAGAGCAAGCUUAGGGACAUGCCUCCUAGAGUGGAGACGCCAAGCUGCAGCGCACCUCCCAGGAGCAGUGAACCUGAACGUGACGACGAGUUGUCCCGUAGAUUUUGUCCGCCAGUUCAUUAUGUAGUGGAGAUAAAUUCAGUUACCGAAUUAUUAAAAUUAAAUACGUAUGAAUCCGGUGUCUUUGAAGCUGGGGGCUACGAAUGGAGCUUAUGCCUUUACCCUGAGGGACACAAGGACCGUGAGGGGAAGGUAUAUAUGUCCAUGUAUCUGUCAAUCGAGGAGCCAAAUAAGCUUGGAAACAGUGGGCAAGUUGUAGUUGACUACAAGUUUUUUGUGUUUGACAACAUUCGCGGGGAGUACGUCACCUUCAAAGAGAAAGGCAAGGAGUUGAGGGCAUUCAGUAAAGCGAAGCCCCAAUGGGGGCUUUCUAAGUUUCUUUCCUUGGCAAGUUUCAACAAUAAGCCAUAUGGAUUCCGUCGGGGUGAGUAUUGUAAAUUUGGGGCUGAGGUUUUGGUCAGCAAGCGUGAGAGGAAGAAGGAGACUCUCACCAUCAUCAGGGACCCGCCACACUACAUAACCACUAGGAAGAUCCGGCAGUUCUCCACAUCGAACAAGAACCCUCAGUAUUCCGACCCCUUCACCCUCGGAACGAGGAGGACUUGGAAGUUAAAGGUGUUUCCCCAACGCCAUGGGGACCGGGAGGGGAAUUCGCUGUCCGUUUACUUACAAGCGCACAACCUUCCUCCGAGGAUCAAAAUGUACGUAAAAGCCAAAUUGCGUGUGUUGAACAACAACGACCAUAAGAACGAUAAGGAAAAAAUAGUUAGUGGUUGGCUAUCUGCCAACAAUUACAACUGCGGUCACCCAGACUUUAUGUCGUGGGGGGAUCUCUGCAAACCGAAUGGAGGGUUCGUUCGCAAGAAAGAACUGGAAAUUACAGUCCAAAUCCUCGUCAUAUCAGAUGUCGCGAGGAUUGAUGAACGGGUUUGAUGACUUACGUCAAUUUUUAUUGAGUCAGAAUUAACUCCUCGAGAACGAUGUGCGUGGACCAAAUUGGCGUUGACAUUGGUUCCCCCAAAGUCCAGAUUUGCAUAUGGAAGAUGCCUAGUAUGUCCACAAUCUUGUGGAAUCGUAAUUUCUUUGGAGCUUGCUUAGUAUGUUCUGUGUUUCCGUACUGUGUAUAAUCGAAGCUAUGCUUAUAAUAAAAUCCUCGUGAGCCAAUUUAUA
Syzygium oleosum is the source of this 1301-nucleotide messenger RNA. RefSeq lists its product as uncharacterized. NCBI's taxonomy places the organism in Eukaryota, Viridiplantae, Streptophyta, Magnoliopsida, Myrtales, Myrtaceae. The transcript has 6 exons. The coding region runs from base 90 to 1064 and encodes 324 amino acids. Gene Ontology annotation, molecular function: protein binding. The record is from RefSeq and is a predicted model, not a curated record.